This is a messenger RNA of Sphaeramia orbicularis (orbiculate cardinalfish), 4000 nucleotides long. RefSeq names its product sentrin-specific protease 5-like. Gene Ontology annotation, cellular component: nucleus. Lineage: Eukaryota; Metazoa; Chordata; Actinopteri; Kurtiformes; Apogonidae. The record is from RefSeq and is a predicted model, not a curated record. The transcript has 10 exons. Bases 341 to 2509 code for a protein of 722 amino acids. Gene Ontology annotation, biological process: protein desumoylation; proteolysis. Gene Ontology annotation, molecular function: deSUMOylase activity.
AUGCGACGGUAGUUUUGUUGUUUCUUCGGAUCGUGGUGAGACUAAACUCUGAUUGUUAUUUCAAAGAUAAGCACACUUUGGAGAUCAUCAUGGUAAAAGCUGGCCAUCAUUAAUGAUUAAUCUCUACCUGGGAUGUUCUAGUCUGCUGUUAUAUCGGUUACCUCCAUGAUUGGCAAAAGUUUUAGACACACACAACAGAAGUAGCGAACAGCAGAAAAACUGUCAAGAAAGUUCAGGGAAAACAAGUCACAAGACGUUCAAGGGACCAAAUAGGAGGGGAGGACAACGUAGUGGACGAGAGGGCACUGGGGAUGGGGUUGAAGAGCCAAAGGAGAACGUCAUGGUUCACAGCGGCUCUUCUUCCCCAAUGAAAACGACACCAUCUGUGUCACCUCAUCUACCUGUUCCUGCUACAGCGCCUCCUCUGCCAGCGGCACCUCCUCUUGUGCCUCCAUCUGCAGACACUAGAGAACAGAGCAUAACUCAGACCCCUACCAAACUUACCUCCAGCUCAGAUUUGACUCAGCUGUCUACUCCAACUCCUGCUGAUGCUGCAACUCCAGUCAGCUCCAACUCAAACCCAACAUCAGCCUCUACGCAGACACCAACCCCUGCUCAGGCAAUAGUCAAUGGCCGUACAUCUGGUCGAAAGAGGACUCCAAAGUCCUGCGACUGCUGUGGCCCGAACAGCGCGGGACACAAUGUCAGAACUGGCAGCAGAGGGAGGGGAAGGGGGAGGGGGAGAGGGAGGGGGACCAGCCGGGACCUCUUAGACACCCCGAGAAGGAAAGUUGAAGGCCUGCUGACAGGUAUCAAGAAGUAUGAUUUGACAAAUACCCAAUCACAAACCUCUGUAGACCUGCAUAUCUCCCAGCAGGAUGGACCAAUAAGGAACUGUGUUUAUCCCGAGAGAGGAGAUGAGCAGAUGGAGGAGGGGUUGAUUGAUGGGUCAGGAGCUGCUGGUACAGGAGGAAGCAAAUGUGCUGAUACCGGUGAUGUGGAGAAGAGGGGAUUAGAAAUGAAAGUCACGGGAGGACAAAUAGUUCAAGGCAGCAGAGCAGUGACAGGAGCUACAUUAGCAUCGAAAAUAGAGGCAAAAAUUGAAUUAAAAAGUACAAGUGGAUGUGGUGUUGUCAUCAGUUCUACAACAAAUGCCCUAUCAGUGUUAGUGCCAAAGCAGGGAAACAGCGAUGCAGAGACACAGCACUUAGAGCAGACUGACCUCAGCUCAGCUAAAGCUCCAUGUGAGAAUGGAGACAUUAUAAACCUUUCUGAAAAUGGACCCGAAGAGGAUGAGAAGGAUGACAGCAUGACUGUAACUCCAUCAGGAAAUGGACCAUUGUCCAUCUCAGAGCUGUCCGGUUCUGCUUCAAAAUCUGGAAUCGGUCAGAACGUUGACUCUGUGAUGCAGGUAGAUGAGAGCCCAGACAGAACAGACUAUGCAUCGGUAUCGUUGACUCUGUCCAAUGGGAACACGGCCGCACCAAUGGACCACGAUCAUCAAACUACAUCUAUGGAGGUGGAAACAUCCCAUCCAUCUGCAGAUUCUUCUCCUCCCCAUGGGCCUAUAUCAGUGUGCAGCCCUGACCACCCCUGGGCAUUAAGAGACCACAGGCUGUACUGUCAUCAUGGAACCUGGGAGAUGGAGAACAUGGAGAAACCGUCCAGUAUGGACCGGUCACAAGAAACAGAUGAAAUCAUGCAAAACAAAGAAAAGCGGGAGCAACUUAUUGACAUGAUCCACGAUUUUCUCGAGAGCUUUUAUAUCAAGUACGGCAGUUUCAUUCCUCUCAGUGAGAACGAUGUCCUGGAAUACCUGAAGAAGAAAGGAAACUCUGACCUCACCGACACGGGCUUGGACAUCGGAGUGGAGGUGAGUCGGUACAGGGCCGGACUGGCCUCGACUCCUGUCGCGGGUUUCAUGGUGACAUAUAAUAAACACACCCUGAGUCUGGAAGACCUUGGUGCGCUGGAGGAACAGAACUGGCUUAAUGACCAGAUUAUCAACAUGUAUGGAGAACUCAUCAUGGAUGCUACGCAGCAGAAGGUUCAUUUUUUCAACAGUUUUUUCCACAAGCAGCUGGUUGCUAAGGGUUAUGACGGCGUGAAGAGAUGGACUAAAAAAGUCGACCUGUUCUCCAAGUGGCUCUUAUUAAUUCCCAUUCAUUUAGAAAUACACUGGUCUCUUGUCACAGUCGCCAUGGCAACCAAAACCAUCAAUUACUAUGACAGCCAAGGCAUCGUCUUCAGACACACAACAGAUAACAUUAUGAAGUACCUCCAGUCUGAAGCCAGAGAGAAAAAACAAGCUGCUUUCCAGAAAGGCUGGAAGAUUACCAUCAUUAAGGGGAUUCCUCAGCAGAAAAAUGAUAGCGACUGUGGAGUUUUUGUCCUUGAGUACUGCCGGUGUCUGUCUGUGAAGCAGCCUUUGCUCUUCAGUCAAGAAGACAUGCCUCAAAUCCGCAAGAGAAUCUACAAGGAGCUGUGUGACUGUCGCCUCAACGACUGACCGACUGAAUGACGUCCGCCUUCGCUCCGAAUACGAGCUCGGUUACAUGAGACGGUGUGUCCCAGUCUGUCAGACGGCCCGCUUCCUCCACAGCCUGUUACAUAAGCUAAGGCAUCCAGGCCAUGUGCAUCCCAGAAGCCCUUCUGCCUGUUUGACUGACAGCAGAGUGGACGUCCCCUUUCGACCUCUGAGGAUGGGUUCCAUAAGUUUGUAGCGAAGCAGAGUUUUACUUAUUCAAAAUAGCGAAGAACUACUGACGUGGCUCCCUACUGACUGAAAAUGUAGGAUCCACCACCUUCAAGUGUUUGGGUUUCCACUUUGUGAUGACGACACGACACACAAACCUGUCCAGGAGCUUUGUGUUGGACUGAGGAGGCAGCGCUGCACCGGCCUGGACCAACGGGACGGACUUUUCCUUCCAAAUGGAGUGGCCUUACCUCCCAGACGGCCAUUUUUACCCGAAUGACUGUUUUUAUUUGUUUAUUCAAUUCUGGACUGAACAACAGCAUCAUGUUGACAUUGAAGCCUGUUUUUAUUCAUGAAGCUCGGAUGUGCGGUUCAGCGGACCAACCAUUCACUUAAAACUUGAAGGUUUGAGUGGGGUUCAUUCUCUUGGACUACAAAUAUUUGCACGGUUUAGAGGCCUGUCCUUUGAAGAGUCUAGAAUAUCUGAAUGUACUGUUGGUAUUUUCUUCUGGCAGCCUCGCUCGCUGCUGACCUAACGGCACACAGGCUGAUGGCACAUUUUGGCUUUGGCUUGAAACUGGGAAAUCCUUGUUGCAACAAGUGUUUUGAUUCAGUGGUCUGUUUUUUUGUUUUUUGUUUUGUUUUGUUUUUUUCACUCCUUACCCUAAAUGGUUUAUUUCCACACCUUUUUUUCCUGACUCUUUCUAUUUUGGCUGCGAUUACAUCCUGCGAUAUGCACACACAGGUGUUUCUCCUGUGUGUUUUUGUUUUUUUUCACGCCUUACCCUAAAUUGCUUAUUUCUGCACCUUUUAUUUCCCUGAAUCUUUCUAUUUUUGCUGCGAUCACAUCCCGUGGUGUGUGCAUACAAAGGUGUUUUUCCUUUUUUCUUCAACCAAAAGCCAUUAUUUGCUAAUACUUUACCAUCAGAAUCCGAUAACUUGAGGUAGUUUGUCAUGCUGGUUCGUAGAUUUCAUGUUAAGCUGUACAACUGGCUGCUGAUGUGAGGACCAUGUGAUUUGAUUUAAGCCUUGAUGUUUCUCCCAUAAAGAUGGACGUUAUGAGUGCAUUAACACACAUGGAGAAAGUCACCGUUACAGAUUUGCCUCUUAACAGUGAAACAAGUGGACCUCAGCUUUACUGACUAUUGAGUCUGUCCAUCCUUGAGUUUGUUGUUCUAUUAUUCAAUUGUAUUUACAGAUUGUAUUGUACUUCUAUUGGCCUACUACUGUACAUGCUUGCUUUGGCUAAAAACCAGAAUGGUUUCCAGACUGUUUUUAUUGUUGUUAUUAAAAGGACAAACCAUA